AACUAGGAAGCUCCGUCAUGUUUAAUAAAGUGGGACUUCAACUCUAAUCAUCACGAGUCCUUAAUCAACAACCUUCAACCUUCAACCUUUUAACUGUCUAACCGUCUUUACGAUUAAUACUCCCUGUAUCCUCCCUGUCUUACACCUCUUACUCGAAUUGCACCUGUACUGGUACUGUGUGUAGAACUCAACGUCCCGGGAAAAAGGAUUUGGUCUUACAAUUAAGAAAGAAGACUAGAAACUAAGGAUACAAUAUGUCUGGAGCUGGAGACCGAGAAGCUGUCUUUCCGACCCGGCAGUCGCUAGGUCUCAUGAAAGCUAAGCUAAAGGGAGCUGAAACGGGCCACAGUUUGCUAAAGCGCAAGAGUGAAGCUCUCACCAAGCGUUUCCGAGAAAUCACACGACGCAUCGACGAGGCCAAGCGUAAGAUGGGACGAGUAAUGCAAAUCGCUGCCUUUUCGCUAGCUGAGGUCACAUACGCGGUCGGCGGCGAUAUCGGAUACCAAGUACAAGAAUCAGCCAGACAAGCACGCUUCCGAAUUCGCACCAAGCAAGAGAACGUCUCCGGUGUCCUCCUACCCACGUUCGAGAGCUACCUGACCGAGGGCAACAAUGACUUUGGUCUGACGGGUCUAGGAAAGGGCGGACAGCAGGUGCAGAGGUGCCGAGAGACGUAUGCUCGCGCUGUAGAAACUCUAGUAGAGCUUGCUAGUCUGCAGACCGCCUUCGUAAUUUUGGACGAGGUCAUCAAGGUUGUGAACCGAAGAGUAAACGCAAUAGAGCAUGUCAUUAUCCCGCGAACAGAAAACACGAUCAAAUACAUCAACUCAGAGCUCGACGAGCUGGACAGAGAAGAGUUCUACCGGUUGAAGAAGGUCGCCGGCAAGAAGCAACGAGACACCGCCGCGGCAGAUGCCGAGAUGAAGGCGAAGAAAGAGGCAAAGGCACUGGCCGACCAGGAGAACCCCCAGCCGGAUGAUUCCGCGCCGACGGAUAUUCUGGCGACUGGCGAAGACGAGGACGUUAUCUUUUAAGAGUAGACUAAAGGGUAAUGAGGAAAGACAUGGGUGGUGGUUCGUUCGGGUUGAGCUGAUUGGAGGUCGUCAUACCUAGGCAAAUUCGAUAUUCUUUCGACUGUUGGAACCGACUGGGUGGUCCUCGUCAUUGUGUAUUUGUAUUCCCUUAUAUGAUACCAAUAAGUUAAAUGACACUGGAUCUAAUAUCA
Messenger RNA from Hypoxylon fragiforme, 1225 nucleotides. RefSeq names its product vacuolar ATP synthase subunit D. Gene Ontology annotation, biological process: vacuolar acidification. Gene Ontology annotation, cellular component: vacuolar proton-transporting V-type ATPase complex; fungal-type vacuole membrane. The transcript has 7 exons. The record is from RefSeq and is a predicted model, not a curated record. The coding region runs from base 255 to 1034 and encodes 259 amino acids. Gene Ontology annotation, molecular function: proton-transporting ATPase activity, rotational mechanism. NCBI's taxonomy places the organism in Eukaryota, Fungi, Ascomycota, Sordariomycetes, Xylariales, Hypoxylaceae.